Molecule: messenger RNA, 864 nt
Organism: Lactuca saligna
Lineage: Eukaryota; Viridiplantae; Streptophyta; Magnoliopsida; Asterales; Asteraceae
Source: the annotation of a GenBank genome assembly
AUGUCAAUUAUGGUGGGAAAAAAACGUGUCAGGUUUGAUGAAUUUGGAAAGUUUACAGGGAAGAAUAACGCAGUCUUUGUUAGUUAUUUGGAUGAUCUUGUCCGCGAGAAGGUGGGAUUAAGUGCUCUUUGCUGGAAAAAAGUUAAACCGGAAAUGAAGGACAAACUAUGGGAAGAGAUAACAAAUGUGUUACAAAGGACUAUCAAAGCGAGAAAGAUGUCAAAAUAUGAUCAUCGGAUGAGACGAGGGGGGUAUACAACUCUUAGGAGGAAGUUGAUUGAAGAGAAUGUGAUUUCGAAGGAGGAAAUUCCCACAAGCAAAGGGUCAUCUAAGGAAGAAAUUAAAGAUCUUAAAGUUGCACUGCAUAAUGGGAAACUUGAGCUUGAGAAAAAAGAUGUUGAACUCAAGGCUUUGUCUACAAAGGUUAAUGAAGAAGAUCAAACACUAAAGCUAGUUUUGGCUCAUCUUAAUGCAAAAGGAGCUGACUUUCCAAAUCUGUCUCAUACAAUUUUAAGUAUUUCAAGUGAGAAGAUUGUACAGAGUAAUGAAACGUCUCCUGUUAGUCUCAAAACCAAUGAACCUUCAGAACCUGUAACACCAGUUAUUCCAAAACCCAACAAAAAACGUGUUCAAACGAAAUCUGCAACUACAACACCCGAUGCAAAAUUGAUUUCCAUGAAAUCUGCAACAAUAGCAAAUACAAAAACCACCAACAAAACUGUUGAGUCUAAGACUAACACUAUCAAUCAUGACAUGCCAAAAGUUUCACCAUAUAAUCUCAUUCACCAGCCAAUCAAGUGUAGUCUAUCAUAUCCGUAUAAAAGGAACAUCGUUGCUCGCGGUACCAUUCACUUAUCAUCAUAA